UUAGAUGCCACUGGCCACUAUAAUUGUUGUCCUGAAUGCCGAACGUGCAGUGAGCGGACAAACCUUCAACUUUUAAAAUGAAACUUUGCCUAAUGCUAAUUACAGUUUACGUAAUUUACAACACAUGUUUCGGCAUUAAAAUUAAAACAUUUUUUCAACAAAAUGGACUCCUUUCUCCUCGUAAAACUCGCGAGAAUAGGAAAUUGCGUCGGGACAUAAUUGUAUCUUGCUGCGGAAUAAAAAAAUGUAGCAAACAUUUUAGGAACUUGACACAACCUGUCACAUUAAUUUCUGUGGACAAAACGGCAAAAUCAAAAGAUCUGAAAGAAAUUUCACCAAUAACAAAGGUUAUUUCUCAUUUCGACACAACUAAUUUGGACCAUGUAUCUAUUUCAACGACUGAUCUUAAUAAAAACGCUGCAUCGUCUGAUACUGGCAUUGACAAUAAUAUUAUGAUUGAUCUUACAACUGGUACUCUGGAAUUAUCAACGUCAAUUGCAGGUUAUCUAAGUGGUAUUCCCGGACAAACCGCUUCAUUCACAAAUGAGCCAUCUGCACUUGAAACCGCCAGCAUUGUGAGCAGCACACAAUCUGACCAAACAGGAUCUAUUUCAAAAAGCUUUGUCACUGGUCCUGGGCUUAUAGCAACGUCAAGCACAAUUAUGGGAACAAAUGCCACAAAUUCUGUGGUGACAUUAAAUGCGGCAACAGCAGAUUCAAAUACGGUUUCUGAAUCUCUUAAAUCAACCUUCUCAAAUCCGGGAACUGCGCAAUUGAUAUCUCAGACGACCUUAAAAACUUCCCAAGCAGUUCCUACAACGUCAGCAACCUCGCUAGCCGUUUCCUCAUUAAAUACUGAUAUCGCAAGCACUGCCUUAGCUACGAUUACAGUUCCGACAGCCACAGCCACUGCAAUCAUAACUACCACCACAGAUACUACAGCUACUACUACUAAAACUAGCACCACAACAACAACAACCCCAACAACCACCACAAAACCAAGACAAUGUCAAUCGUCCUCUUGUGCGUACUACAAAAAUGCAUCAAAGCAGGCCUUAAAAUCUUCGUCGGUUUCUGAACCUUUGGGACGUUACGUAAUCGCCUCAAGCACGAUGUUUUUUGUUACCACUGCUCUCAGCACAUUAAAUGACGCAGUUGUUAGUUGUUUGCGCAAAAGCAUGGCCGUAAUUGCUGUUCCCACGACAAGUGAUAUGGAAAACUAUUUGAAAUUAUGGAAGAAAAUCACCGGCAGCACUGUUAAUUAUUGGACUUCGGGGGCAAAUGACGGAAGUUCUUGCGAAGUUGAAAAAGUGUAUACGUGGUGUGCGUCAAAUUUGACCGUGGCACCUGAUGACGUCACCAUGCAAAAAUACUGGUCCAUUGCCAAAACGUUUAACGCAACCACAGAUCGUUGCAUUGCAAUCCAAUUCAAUGCCACGUCAGCGAGUAUUUACUUCACAAAAUGCGCGAGUAGAAUGGCCUACGUUUGUGGGCCUUCGUGCAAACAACCGACGUGCCCUCAAACCUGCAAAACAAAUGAUUCACUCUUUGCAGCAGACGGGUCAAUCAAGGAACCUUCUAAGCAUGGGUACUUUGCCACAAUAUGUGGAAUCAAAUACUUGUUUGGAAACGCAAUUGGAACGUGGAGAGACAAUUACGAAAAGUGCUGCAGCUUGGGCAUGGCUCCAAUUUUCAUUGAAUCUGCUCAAGAGCAAACUUGCUUAUCAAAAUUCACACGAAACAACUGGACGUACAAUUUCAAUUACUGGACAGCUGGCACGCAGCAAGGGUGCAGAGGUCGAUGGUCAUGGUGCUCUGGGGCUGGACUUUUAGAUUUGAACGACAGCCUUACUUGGUCCUCGGCCCAGCCAGACAACAAAGCGGGAAAUGAGGAAUGUCUGCACAUGAGACUUUUUCAAAACUCUUCAGGAGUAGUCUUGUCUGAUCGAAACUGCUCUGACAAAUAUGUGAUUGCUUGCAAAGGGCAGCCAAAGAUACCAACAUGCCAGCAGGCAAAGUGUCCGAGUUACGCUUGUGAAAAAAAAAAUUCACUAUUUUAUGCUGACCAAUUAUAUGGGUACUCUAAUUAUGGAAGUUGGUUUAGCAACUGCGGAAGAACAUUUUUAUUUUCAAAUUCAAAAGCAAAUUGGUCUCGCGCUUACAACGUUUGCUGCUCAAUCGGAAUGACUUUACUGGCAGUUGAGUAUGGGGAUAAGCACCGAUGCAUUUCAAACUUUGUCAAGAUCUCGCCUCAAGUUAAUGUUGAUUUUUGGACGUCUGGGACUGAUAAGGAAUGUGACGAUUGGUACAGGUGGUGCUCGAUCGAGCGAGAUUUCCUCUCACGAAAUGUGAAUUGGAAAUCUGGCGAACCCAACAGCAAUAAUGGUGAUUGCGUGUCUAUCAACUUUUCCAACGCGACAGCCAAUCAAAGCACAUUUUCUGUAACCAACUGUUCUAAAGAACUUCAAUUUAUUUGCGAGGAAAGUGCUUUACUUCCAAAACUUACAUCCUGCAUGAAAUUGCAAAAAAAUUACAGGUGCGAAAUUCUGGGACUACGUCCGAUGCUUUGCAAAAAGAAUGCAUGGAUAUUUGGAAUGUCAGCUCAACUGAUAUGUUAGUAUUUGUAGCUGCUUAUAAUGCAUCAGAAAUACAGCUCAAUCUAAAAUGUUUCAUCAAGUGCAUAGGAGAAAACUUAAAUAUGGUUUGAAUAUUUGUUGAUAUCAUGAGGGAAAGUCUUGAAUUAAUCUGAAAUUUUGGGGUUGUAAAAAAUUUGAUCAUUUGUUACUGAUGCUUUUUAAAACGGAAUAGUUUUCGUUGGGUGGUCUUCCACCGUCUGGUGACUUGUUACGUUUGAUAGAAGACAUCAUUGCUGAAGAUGAUGAAGUUGGUCUGCAAAGUUCUUUCAAUACUUAUGAUGCGUGCAAUUCAAUAAGAUACAAUGACGAAUGUAUAACGGCUGCAAACAUUUACCAAUGCGGAAGGGAUAAUGCCCCUGUUGUAACAAGCACAAUUUUCAGCAGCAACUUGGGCAACAAUUCAAUUUACAAUCCCCCUACGCCAUGCAUUGGGACGCGUUUUCGGCAGUGCAGAACACUUGAUCGUCCUUGCAUUAUUAACAGUUCACUUGCCAACACCCUAAAUCAAGAUAAAUCAACACCAUUAGGGCAACUUGUGGAGGGUGCUAACGGCACGAAGUAUUUCAUUUCCAGCAACUGCCCUAUGCCCUAUACAUACCAUCAGGCAUAUGACUACUGCUGCAGCAUUGGAAUGCAUCUGGCUGAGACUGAAACAGUGGAAGAAUUCUACGAUCUUUGGAACCUUACUAAAAGUUGCGGAAGCUAUGGUAUUCUUGGUGAAACGUUUGCAAAUGGUGAUGGGACAGAUUCCUGGUGCCGCUCGAAAAAAGUCAUCCCUAUCGACUUGUACUAUAACAAAGUAUACCCAGAACCAGAAUGCGAUAAAAUUAACUGCAUUCUAGUCGACUUUUACGAGCCAACGACUCCAUUCUUUAAACCCUUUGUUUCUCAAAUAAUCGGUCCAUAUUGUGAGUUGGAUGACAUUGCAAAUACAAUAACAGGCUACUUUGUUUGCAAAUAACUAACAUUUGUAAAACAUUUUGAAUUUGAAUUUAAUACUACAAUUUUUUAAUUGCAUGCUUGCAAUCAUUGCGUUGAUUAAGAAAAUUUUUCAUUUUUAAAUAUUGCUAGUGGAAUUUUUUAACACAAUUUUUAGGACCAUAUGAAGAACUUAAAAGUAUUUUGAAAUUGUUGAAACAAAAAUGAUUGUCCUGUGGCAGUUACUUUACAAUAUAAGCAGUCAAAAUAAACUGUGUGUAUUUAUCCCAUGGAAUCAAUCUAUCAGGUAUAUUGAAUUUACUCUUUGCUCUCCUACAAUUUUAUCAUGCAUAAAAUUAGAAAACCUCGUUUUGUUUCCUCAAGAAUUGCCUAAAAGAUGUAAUUUUAAGAUGAAAAUUCAUUGACGUAAAAUUGUUUUUUUAAGAAGACAU
Molecule: messenger RNA, 4006 nt
Organism: Neocloeon triangulifer
Lineage: Eukaryota; Metazoa; Arthropoda; Insecta; Ephemeroptera; Baetidae
Product: mucin-5AC-like
Exons: 28
Coding region: 78-2618 (846 amino acids)
Biological process (GO): biological process involved in interspecies interaction between organisms
Cellular component (GO): external side of plasma membrane
Molecular function (GO): carbohydrate binding
Source: RefSeq, a predicted model, not a curated record